Messenger RNA from Capsella rubella, 2611 nucleotides. Its product is annotated as probable E3 ubiquitin-protein ligase RZFP34. The transcript is spliced from 13 exons. NCBI's taxonomy places the organism in Eukaryota, Viridiplantae, Streptophyta, Magnoliopsida, Brassicales, Brassicaceae. Bases 1289 to 2203 code for a protein of 304 amino acids. Gene Ontology annotation, biological process: protein ubiquitination; ubiquitin-dependent protein catabolic process. Gene Ontology annotation, cellular component: nucleus. Gene Ontology annotation, molecular function: ubiquitin protein ligase activity; zinc ion binding. The record is from RefSeq and is a predicted model, not a curated record.
UCAGACGCGUCCCUUUUAUUUUUAUUUGUACUUAAAAAAUUAUUUUCGUCAGUUUCAGUUCGGAGAUUUAUCGCCGGGAGAAUUAUCGCCGGAGAACUUAAUCGUCGUCGUCUCUUUCUCUCUCUGUGAAAAUUCUGAUCGGUGGAGAUCGUCGGAUCGAAAGGUUUCUUGGGGAAUUCUUGAGGGCUUUUAGGUGCUGUUUCAAAAGAGUUAAAGGUCGAAUUUUUCAAGGUGAGUUCUGAAGAAAAUAUCCAUGGAAAUGAGGUACAUAGGUCAUUGAGCAAAACCCUUCUUCUUGUUGAUUUAUCGAAAAGAAAUCGAUUCCUCUUCAUCAGCCUAGCCUCUGUCUACCCUUUGCGUGGGUUUUUUUUUUUCUCUGUUGACCCCAGACAUUGUGCAAUCUUAGUUCUACCUAGUCAUUUCCUUUUCUUGAAUCAUCUGUUUAUCAUCUCUGAUUUGGCCAAGAGUGCUCUUUGUUUUGUCAUCUAUCUAAUCUAAGGUGGAGUAGCAGAGGGUCCUCAUUGUCAAUUUUUGAAGAAGGCGGCCUGAUUCUUCACUUUGUAGUCUGCUUAUCUCAGCUAUGGUCUCCAUAGUGAGUUUCCUUAGAGCAUAUCUCGUUGUUGUUGUCUGUAAUGAAGCUUUUUCUCCCUCAAGCUUGCGGAGGUUGUGAACCUGGUAGUAGAAUAUUAUGGGUAAGGGUAUCAGAAGAUUUGUAUUCCUUUGACUUUGGGGUUACCAUUUGGGUCAAGAGAAAACAUGCCAGCUUUAAAGAUGGGGUUCGAUAAACUAAGAGCACUCUUCAGGCUUUCAUUUCCUUAGAGUUCUCUGAGUCGUAUGUUCACUGAAGAAAUUUGGUGCAGAAUGACACUGGGAGGUUGGGGAUAUCUGGUUUAAACUGGAUAUAUUUGAAGGACUGAAGUGAGCACUCAAUGUGCCAAACUUUUAUUUCUAUAUGAAGGCUCCAUCAACCAAGAGGGCUGUGUUUAGUUGUUUAACAGGAUACUUGUAGAUCUUUUUGUUUUGGUGAUUCUUCCUUUUGGAGAAAAGCUGAUUGGAAUUUGGAGCCAUUUCAAAUUUGGAUUGUCUUGGUGCUGAUUGGAUUGGUGUGCUGCAAUCUAGAUGGAAGCAACAGUCAUCGAGUUGUUUGCUGGAUUUUCAGGUGACAGAUAAUGUUUUCGUGAUGAGGAAUAUAUUUUCUAAAUCUUUUCUAACUUGCAGGUUUCAUAAGCAUUCCAUCAGCUAGCAGUGUCUGCCAAUUUUUCACUGACUGGUAUACGUAGUGGGACACAUGUAUUUCAACUCCCCUCAGCAACCACAGAAGUCUGACCAAGAGAAGGGUGAGAUGUCAAGAAAUCUACACUCUCAGUCAAUCAAUGAAGAAUCCGAAUCGUCAAUUCUGGAAAGGAUAACUGCAGAGUCAAUAAUUAACGAAGUGCUUGGUAGAGGACUAAUGGAGCAUGGAUGUCCACAUUACAGAAGAAGGUGUUGCAUUAGAGCUCCUUGCUGUAAUGAGAUCUUUGGUUGCCAUCAUUGUCAUUAUGAGGCAAAGAACAGUAUAAAUGUAGAUCAGAAACAUAGGCAUGAUAUUCCUCGACACCAAGUUAGACAGGUUAUAUGCUUACUCUGUGGCACUGAACAAGAGGUUGGCCAAAUUUGUAUCAACUGCGGAGUGUGCAUGGGGAAGUACUUCUGUAAAGUCUGCAAGCUCUACGAUGAUGAUACUUCUAAACAACAGUAUCAUUGUGAUGGGUGUGGAAUUUGCAGAAUCGGUGGACAAGAAAAUUUCUUUCACUGUUACAAGUGUGGCUGUUGUUAUUCAAUCCUCCUCAAGAACAGUCACCCUUGUGUUGAAGGAGCAAUGCAUCAUGAUUGUCCUAUAUGCUUUGAGUUCUUGUUUGAAUCACGGAACGAUGUGACGGUUUUACCAUGUGGACACACAAUCCACCAGAUGUGCUUGGAGGAAAUGAGAGAACAUUACCAAUACGCGUGUCCACUUUGCUCGAAAUCUGUAUGCGACAUGUCAAAGGUGUGGGAGAAAUUUGACAUGGAGAUCGCAGCUACACCGAUGCCAGAACCAUACCAAAACAGAAUGGUUCAGAUUCUCUGCAACGACUGUGGGAAAAAAUCUGAGGUACAGUACCAUGUGGUGGCUCAGAAAUGCCCAGACUGCAAAUCAUACAACACUCGCCAAACCAGAGGCUGAAGCUGUUCUUUUGCAGACAUUGUGAUUUGAAGUUUGCUUGCAAACAGAUGCAACUAAUAGCUUCUUUCACUUGAAUCAAUAGUGACUUUGGCUCCUUUCACCUAAAGACUCAUCUCUUGAAACUAUCUCUCCCUCUCUUUAGCUUCAAUAUUCUCUAAAUCGUCUCCUGUUCACUAGUCUAUGUCUCCUUCGUGUGCUGUAACAGUCUGCUUAGUUUCCAUUAGAAUAUGUCUCCUUGAUCCCAACUUUGAGUUUAUAAUUGAAUAGUUUCGUUUAUCUGAUAAUCCCCAUAGAGGAACUUGUGGGAACUUUUGUAGUUACCAUGGCUUAUGCAUAUGAAACCUCAUCUCAGAUUCUCAGCUGUGAUUUUUCCUGUGUAUUAAAUAAAAUCUUUAAACCACUUGUCUA